Molecule: messenger RNA, 1371 nt
Organism: Lachancea lanzarotensis
Lineage: Eukaryota; Fungi; Ascomycota; Saccharomycetes; Saccharomycetales; Saccharomycetaceae
Gene: THI2
Product: LALA0S13e03268g1_1
Exons: 1
Coding region: 1-1371 (456 amino acids)
Biological process (GO): regulation of DNA-templated transcription
Molecular function (GO): zinc ion binding; DNA-binding transcription factor activity, RNA polymerase II-specific
Source: RefSeq, a predicted model, not a curated record
AUGAAGAAAGCUUUGGUAGGCGAAAAAGCCAAUUCAAGAACUUUCACGGGAUGCUGGGCGUGCCGAUAUAAAAAACGACGUUGUGACGAACGAAAGCCGUACUGUUCACUGUGUUUGCUUCAUGGAGACAAGUGCUGCUAUGAUGUACGACUGGUUUGGCAAAACGAGAAUAUUUUCUCUGUCAAUGGGGACAACGAACUCAUCACUUGGAAAAAACUCAAGAAGCUAUGUAAGAAACCCUGCAAGAAUAGGAUGUCCAAACAGGAAUUUUGUCGGAGGACAAAAUUCCGCGAGCUUUCUCCAGCAAAUUCGGACGAUGAAAGUACCGGUAAGGACAUAGCUCAAGACAGUGAUAGAGUAGACGAUACCGAAUUGCAGGACUGGGAUCGUAAUGACAGUGACGGUGGAGACGAAAAGAGGGCGACUUCUUUCACGAUCAGUGUUCGAAGGCUCAAACUGUACGAAAACGCACUCGAUUGUGUUCAUGGGAAAAAAAUCAAAGACUACAGCCAACGACAUGUCAAUCAACAGCUUUCAGAACUUUUAACUGCGCUAGAAGAACGAAGUCGAAAUGGAGAAUGCUGUGGCAGUGGCCCGUUCCACGUCUUUAAACAAUUGACCUCUGAAAGCUCACUAGCGAUCAAACACGUAUCUCCGAGUCUUCAGGCUUUCAAAUCUGAACCUACAUGUUGUGGGCCCGCCGUUCUCCCCGAUACUCCAAUAUCGCAAUCAUCGUCUUCUUCUGCUCGUCCGUCCACAGCAGACGAGACCAGCACAUUCCUAGUGUGCCAAUGGCCUCUGUUAUUGCAGUCAAACCAGUCGAAUUUCUGUAUACAACAACCGGCUUACGUGGAAUGGUUGACAAGCUGCAUCGAGAGCGGUAUCAGUUCAGCAGACCCGGAAUUCUUGGAAGAACUGAUGCAGCAGAGAUUGCAGCCUUCAAAAUGGCUCCCUUUGAUACCUCAGUUUUCAAUGGAAAUGCAGACAAUGUAUCUGGUGCUAAUGGUUCUUGAAGAUGCUUCAAAUCAAUACGUGGACUAUCUCUCUCGAUGGAUACAGUCGCAAACGAAAAUUUCGUAUCUAUCCUUCCCGUUACUGGCCUACACCUUGAGUCACAAUACGAGUAUCACUUUUCUCAUCCACUGUCAUGAACUUCUGUCCGAGGCUGGCCUACAGGACCUAUUCCAGUACGAUUUGACGGCAAUGUUGAAGAUUAACACAGUCCGCCUAAUAUUACAACACUGGAGCAAUGUAAUGAUGGACCAAAUUUGUGAAUGUAAAGACACAACGCAUGCAGAAAUGCAACUUAAAUUCUGGGAAUUGCAGUUGCAAUGCAACGAGGAGUUUUAUAGAGACAUAUGUUUGGUCUAA